UCGAUACAGAAGAUAACUAAUGAGACGCUGCCUGUUUGUGUUUCCUCUCGGCUGCAGGAAAUAAUCAGGCGUUUCCUCCUUCGUUGCCCUGGUAGCAGUGAUGUCACAGCCCUACCUGUUCUCCAGGUUAGUUUCACUUCGUGAUUCUUCGUGUCGCAGCUUCUUUUCUCCGUCUGAAGGUGAAGGUAAACGGUGUGUGUGAGCUAGUGUGAUUUCAGCAGCAUGGAUCAGUGUGAAGAUCCUCACAGCUCUCUGUGGGGCAAACAGAAGAACCAGAACAAAUCUCAGAGUAAAGAACCUGGAUCUGGAUCUGAACCUGGACCUGCACCCAGCUGUGUGUCCUUUAAGAGUGACCGGUCGAAGGAUGUUUUUUGUUGAGUUUAAACCAAUUCGUUCGUCAAAAAAAUGGAGAACAUUAAUCCAUCAGAGACCCAAAAAUGGAUCUGAACCUGGACUUGGACCUGAUCCUGAACCUGAACGUGCACCCAGCUGUGUGUCCUUUAAGAGCAAUGACUCGAAGGAUCUUUUAAUCACUUUUAAAGGAGAACAACCUUCUGCUGCGAUAAGGAGGAAGCUGGAAAAGCACGACUCAUCUGAACCAGAACUGGACUCUGUGUCCAUGAAGACUGGCUGCAUUAGAAAACAUCCUUCUAAUUUAAGGAAAAGGCACCGCCCUGUGGAUCGAAGAGUGGAGCAGCAGAAGUGGGAGAAGCAGGAGAAGCUGGCUGACUGUCUGCAGACUAAAUUUCCUGUUGCAGUUUGUAGGCGUAAACUUAAAUGUGGCCUGAAGAAGAAGUUCCAGAGAGUGUUUGAGGGCAUCGUUGAACCAGGACAGCCGACCCUCCUGAAUGAGAUCUACACAGAGCUGUACAUCACAGAGGGAGGGACUGCAGAGGUCAAUGAUGAACAUGAGGUCAGACAGAUUGAAGCAGCAUCCAGGAAAGCGGACAGAGCAGAAACAAGCAUCAGAGCAGAAGACAUCUUUAAAGGUUCACCUGGAAGAGAUGGACCAAUCAGAACAGUGAUGACACAGGGAGUGGCUGGCAUCGGGAAAACAGUGUUAACACAGAAGUUGACUCUGGACUGGGCUGAAGACAAAAGCAACCAGGACAUCCACUUCAUGUUUCCAUUGACUUUCAGAGAGCUGAAUGUGCUGAAAGAGAGAAAGUUCAGCUUGGUGGAACUUGUUCAUCACUUCUUCAGUGAAACCAAAGCAGCAGGAAUCUGCAGCUUUGAAGACUUCCAGGUUGUGUUGAUCUUUGAUGGUCUGGAUGAGUGUCGCCUUCCUCUGGACUUCCACAACAAUCAGGUCCUGACUGAUGUUAGAGAGUCCACCUCAGUGGAUGUGCUGCUGACAAACCUGAUCAGGGGGAAUCUGCUUCCAUCUGCUCGCCUCUGGAUAACCACACGACCUGCAGCAGCCAAUCAGAUCCCUCCUGACUGUGUGGACAUGGUGACAGAUGUCAGAGGGUUCACCGACCCACAGAAGGAGGAGUACUUCAGGAAGAGAUCCAGAGAUGAGCAGCAGGCCAGCAGCAUCAUCUCCCACAUGAAGACAUCACGAAGCCUCCACAUCAUGUGCCACAUCCCAGUGUUCUGCUGGAUCACUGCUACAGUUCUGGAGGAGCUGCUGAGAACCAGAGAGGGUGGAGAUCUGCCUAGAACCAUGGCUGAGAUGUUCAUCCACCACCUGGUGGUUCAGACCAAAGUCAAGUAUGAUGGAGGAGCUGAGACAGAUCCACACUGGAGUCCAGACAGCAGGAGGAUGAUUGAGUGUCUGGGAAAACUGGCUUUUGAGCAGCUGCAGAAAGGAAACCUGAUCUUCUAUGAAUCUGACCUGACAGAGUGUGGCAUCGAUAUGGAAUCAGCCUCAGUGUACCCAGGAGUGUUGACACAGAUCUUUAAAGAGGAGAGAGGACUGUACCAGGACAAGGUGUUCUGCUUCGUCCAUCUGAGCGUUCAGGAGUUUCUGGCUGCAGUCUACAUGUUCCACUGUUACACCAACAAGAAGGAGAAGGUUCUGGAGGACUUCCUGGGAAAAGACUGGAAAUACUAUCACAAUGACACUCUGGAUGUGUUCAUGUACAGAGUCAUGCAGAAAUCCCUCAGAAGUAAAAAUGGUCACCUGGACCUGUUUGUUCGCUUCCUUCAUGGCCUCUGUCUGGAGUCCAACCAGAGACUCUUAGGAGGUCUGCUGGGUCGGACAGAGAACCGUCCAGAAAUGAUCAAGAGAGUCAUCAGCAACCUGAAGAAGAUGAACAGUGAUGAAAUAUCUCCAGACAGAAGUAUCAACAUCUUCCACUGUCUGAUGGAGAUGAAGGAUCUCUCAAUUCAUCAGGAGAUCCAAGAGUUCCUGCGCUCAGAGAACAGAUCAGAGAAGAAACUCUCUGAGAUCCAGUGCUCAGCUCUGGCCUACAUGCUGCAGAUGUCAGAGGAGGUUCUGGAUGAGCUGGACCUGAAUAAAUACAGAACGUCAGAGGAAGGAAAACUGAGACUGAUUCCAGCUGUGAGGAACUGCAGAACGUUUCGACUUUCUAACUGUAAACUCUCAGAGAGUCACUGUGAAGUCGUGGCCUCAGCUCUGAAGUCCAACCACUCCCAUCUGAUAGAACUGGACCUGAGUCAGAACUACGACCUGCCGGAUUCAGGAGUGAAGCAUCUUUGUGAAGGACUGCAGAGUCCAAACUGUAAGCUGGAGACUCUCGGAUUGUGGGGCUGCAGAUUGUCAGAGAUCAGCUGUGAUUCUCUGGUCUCAGCUCUGAAGUCCAACCCCUCCCAUCUGGAACAUCUGGACCUGAGCUGGAACAAUGUGCAGGAUUCAUCAGUGAAACAUCUGGUAGAUCUUGUGGAGAGUCCAGACUGCAGCCUGAAGACUCUGAGCUGGAAGUGAUGCUGAUCAGGACGGUGUUUGUGCUGAGAGGAUGAAGUGUGUCCUGAUGAUCCAGAGGUUGAAGCAGCAGCAGCAGCUGGUGUGUAGAGACUCUGACUGGACCAUGUUACUGGGAGGUGGACUGGGAACCAGUAUGAAGUCUGUUGUUCCUGUAUAGUUUAGUUGUGCAGCUCCACACUGUGAAUGAUGGAGAACUGCAGUUAAUGCUGACUUGAUCCGUUGGAGGUUGAUGUCAGGUUGCAGAAUGUGCAGGAAGUUUUCCACUCUGACUGAUAUCUGCCCACUUGGAGCCUCAAUUCCAGGUUUUCAGCCUUUGGUCUGUUUGUGGGAAUGUUCCAGCGUUGUCUUUUAGUUUUGUCCUCACAUGAGCAUGACGUCAUGGUUGGUAAGGAUUCAGUCUAACCUUUAUUAACACAGAAUUCUGAAAUGCAUCCUGACUCAGCUUGUAAAUACCACUAUGGGCCUUUAAGUACUUUUUCCAACACAUAUUAGUUUUUUGAUGAUUGUCGGUCAGUUUUCUGCUGACGUGUGGUUGAUCAGCACAGUUUCUGCUGUCUGACAGAAACUGUAUUUGUCCAACUGGUCAGUUUGUCUGUCAGGAUGGAAUUAUGAAUCCAGACCUCCAUCGUGAGCUUUAUGUUCAGAUCUACUGUUUGUUUGAGAUGAAAUGUCCUGAAAAUUCCACAGCAGGUGUUCUCCUGUUUGUAGCUUUAGUUGUGGGCAGUGAGUGUAGGUGAGUCCAAGCAGGGUUUUCAUUUGGACUUUUGUCUGCUCAACAUAGGAGGGUUAAGUUUGGUUCUAACUUGUAGUCAGAAAUCUUCUUGUUGCUUCUCUUCGUUUCUUUUCAGUAGGAUCUGUCGCCCUCCGUUUGCUCCUUUUUCUGUCUCCUGUGUUGUUUGAUUUGUGUGAACUCAACAACUUCCUUCAAUAAAUCAGUCAGCUUUGGUUCA
Acanthochromis polyacanthus (spiny chromis) is the source of this 3840-nucleotide messenger RNA. RefSeq names its product protein NLRC3-like. The transcript has 11 exons. The record is from RefSeq and is a predicted model, not a curated record. Lineage: Eukaryota; Metazoa; Chordata; Actinopteri; Pomacentridae. The coding region runs from base 365 to 2890 and encodes 841 amino acids. Gene Ontology annotation, molecular function: protein binding.